CAAUAUGCCAAUAUCGAGACAGUCAUGAUGUAUUACCAAAUUUUAAUAGGUGUAUUAUUCAUAUCGUUGGUGGAUGCAGAUCUUUUGAUCGAUCUUCCGGACGGCACAAUUCGUGGAGCCGAAACCAAAACCGAAAAUUACACAUACUAUGCUUAUCGAGGUAUUCCGUUUGCAAUUCCUCCGCUAGGAAGUUUGAGGUUCCAAGCUCCAGUCCCAAACACACCAUGGGAUGGAAUUCUAGACGCUACUAAGUCGAAAGAUUGUUGCAUAUCGAUGACCUAUUCUGAAAAUGAACCUGAUCAAAGUGAGGACUGCCUUCAUAUCAAUGUUUACACGCCUCCGCGAAAUAUUGCGGAGAAACUACCAGUAAUGUUCUGGAUAUAUGGGGGUGCAUUUACAACCGGAUGUUCCAGUGAUAGUGUCUCGGAUCCCCACGCUCUCGUAAGUGAAGACGUCAUUGUGGUAACAUUCAAUUACCGUCUUGGUCUGUACGGUUUCUUAAGUACCAGUGAUAAAGUAAUUUUGGGCAAUGCUGGACUCAAGGAUCAACUUUUGGCAUUGAAGUGGACUCAGAGAAACAUUGAAUUCUUUGGUGGUGAUCCAGAAAAAGUGACAAUAUUUGGCGAGAGCGCAGGUGGUAUGUCCGUGGGAGCACAUAUUGCAAACAAAAAAUCAGCUGGAUUAUAUAGAGCCGCGAUUUGCCAGAGCGGUUGUUCUUUAACGAGUUUGGCACAAACAUCUCAAACCAAUCCGAAGCAAAUUGCCUACGAUAUUGCCAGAUCUAUAAAUCCAUUUAUUUCCCAAAAUAGCGAGGAAAUCAGAGACUUCUUGCAGAGUCAACCAGCUGAUGUGUUGACUAAAGCCUUCAACGCUAACCCCCAAUCAGGACCAGUAAUAGAAGUUGAAGACGAGAAUGCAUAUAUCACAGAUCUCCAGUUCGGGUUGAUCGAAUCUGGAAACUUUAACCAAGUACCUCUAAUCAUAGGAACAACUUCAGCCGAAUCACUUAUGUUUUUGGGAAUUGUACUGCCCGAACUAAUACUGGCUGCGCUUGCUUAUGAUUUAAAUUCGGAGUUUCUAAUACCGUCAAACCUAAAUCCUUUGCCAGGUACUGAUUUAACCGAAGCUAAAGAGUUAAUCAAACAGGCAUAUACCAAUCAAUCAUUUCUAUUGGAUUUGGCUUCGUUUGUAGAGUUUACCACUGAUCAAUUAUUUGUGAGAUCGUCGCUCAAACAAGCUGAACUUCAGUCGAAUUAUGCUCCUGUGUAUUUUUACCAGUUUUCUUAUUCUGGAACGAUAAGUCGGUUUCAUACCGUGAUUGAAGGUGUUGGAAAAGUCGGUCAUGGAGAAGAUGUCCUUUAUCUCCUUGACUUCUCACCAUUCCCACUGACCACAGACGAAGAAUUUCUAACGAGAAGCAGAAUGACUAGAUUAUGGACCAAUUUCGCCAAAACACUGAAUCCCACUCCUGAUGUGUCGGACCCCCUCCUCAAUGUGACCUGGCCUCAAGUUGCUGGUUUAAACAUCCCCUAUCUCGAUAUAGAUACGACUCUUGAGGUCAAGCCUGGUAAAAAGGCGAAAGAAAUGAGAAUGUGGAACGAAGUUUUCUAUUCGUACGGCCAACAGCCCUUCGUGGGUUUCUGA
Molecule: messenger RNA, 1644 nt
Organism: Cylas formicarius (sweet potato weevil)
Lineage: Eukaryota; Metazoa; Arthropoda; Insecta; Coleoptera; Brentidae
Product: pyrethroid hydrolase Ces2e-like
Exons: 9
Coding region: 25-1644 (539 amino acids)
Source: RefSeq, a predicted model, not a curated record